This is a messenger RNA of Cyprinus carpio (common carp), 2115 nucleotides long. Its product is annotated as carbonic anhydrase-like. Gene Ontology annotation, cellular component: cytoplasm. Gene Ontology annotation, biological process: carbon dioxide transport. Lineage: Eukaryota; Metazoa; Chordata; Actinopteri; Cypriniformes; Cyprinidae. Gene Ontology annotation, molecular function: zinc ion binding; carbonate dehydratase activity. The record is from RefSeq and is a predicted model, not a curated record.
ACCAGAAGAUGUAGGCGAAUAAACUGCGGCUGUUUUUGUUUUCUUUAGAAAUGUGAAUCAAAACAACUUUCUAAACGGCACCAUUGGCUAAAUCAGUCAUUAAGCUACUGAAAUCCAGAGUUCACGUUUGUCCCGCUUCAGCCUGCGUAUCAACACACAGCAUCGCAAAAGGACGAAGAAGGUCAAGAGAACAUGUAUCGGUGCCCGGAUAACGGGUGUGUUUCUGAAUCGUCAGAGAAAACGACGAAUGGAGAGGUUUGCUAUUCAAGCCAUCGAAGAGCAAAUGCAACUUAAAUGCAUGGAAAACAGAGAGGAUCAGCCGCUUGGAAUGUCCGCAUCCCGUCUGUUCACCGGCGCUCGAGCAUCUCUGUGCAGCAGCAAACGGAGCAAAGCGACGCUCAGCGUGCGAAUUAAAGGGACUGGGGGUGCGAUCUUUUGAUUUGUUCAAGUACUCUCUGACUGACUCCUACUAUGGUACUCUGAGACUCUGAGACCUCGUGGCCAAGCCCACUAUAGGUACCAAUACCAGCAGGGGACCUCUGUAUAAAGGUUGACAUAGUUUAGAAGAAGCAUCCAGGUCAGUGGAACACACUGAACGACACAAAUAAUCAUGUCUCACGCUUGGGGUUAUGGAUCAAAUGACGGGCCAGAAAAGUGGGCAGAAAGCUUUCCCAUCGCAAAUGGACCCAGGCAGUCUCCCAUUGAUAUCGUACCCACCCAAGCACAAAAUGACCCUUCUCUGAAGCAACUCAAAUUGAAGUAUGACCCUGCCACCGCUAAGGGCAUCCUCAACAAUGGCCAUUCAUUCCAAGUGGAUUUCACUGAUGAUGACAACAGCUCAACUCUGGCUGGAGGUCCCGUCACAGGAAUAUACAGGUUGAGACAGUUCCAUUUCCACUGGGGAAGCAGUGAUGACAAGGGCUCAGAGCACACCAUUGCUGGAACCAAGUUCCCCUGUGAGCUUCAUCUCGUUCACUGGAACACUAAGUACCCCAGCUUUGGAGAAGCUGCCAGUAAGCCUGAUGGCCUUGCUGUGGUUGGAGUUUUUCUCAAGAUUGGUUCCGCCAAUCCAAGACUUCAGAAAGUAUUAGAUGCUCUUGAUGACAUCAGAUCAAAGGGCAGACAGACUACAUUUACCAACUUUGAUCCUAAAACCUUACUGCCUGCCUCUCUGGAUUUCUGGACUUACGAGGGGUCUCUGACCACACCUCCUCUACUGGAGAGUGUCACCUGGAUUGUUCUGAAAGACACAAUCAGUGUUAGUCCUGCUCAGAUGGCUAAGUUCCGUAGCCUGUUGUUCACAUCUGAAGGAGAGGCACCUUCCUGCAUGGCUGACAACUUCAGACCCCCUCAACCUCUCAAGGGACGCAAAGUCCGUGCAUCCUUCAAGUAAACAGCAGUAUGGAUGCCACAACCCUCCCACUGCCUUCUGAUCAUGGUGCUUUUGACUGGUUCACAAAAACAUUCCCAGUGAAACUGCUACUGAAAUAUCACACAGUAUUUAUUCUCAAUCUUGGCCCUUGCUUACAUUGCAGUGUUGAUAACAAGAAAGCUGAAUCUGAUCUUCUAAAACUGUCUGUUUUUGUCAUAAAUGCUAAUAUUAUUACUUAACAUAAGAAAUAGUAUUUAAAAUGCUUAUACUUGGUGCUUAAUAACAAUGGCAGUCCCAAUAGCAGUACUGUAACUAAACUGGACAAAUGGGAGAAUAUUUAAUUUCCCUAUUCAUCCCAGUCUGUCUAUCAUGGUUAGAUUUACAGAAUUGUACUAUACUCCAUGUUAUUUAAUAGGAAAUACAUCAUGGUGCUUUUUGUGUUUAUGGCAAUGGGUGAAUGUCAGUCAGAUGUUUAUGUAUUGAAGCUGAAAUACCUACAGGAAAGCACUUAUUAACAGCAAUAUUUUGUUGUUAGAGUGUUUUAUUAUUUAUCAAGGGGAAUUUCUUUUAAAAUUGUUUCUAAGAAUGUUGUACCAUGAUGUUCUGCCAUAGAUACUAUGAUAUAGAUUUUUCAGAAUAAAAUUGAGCAGUAUUGUAAAGCAGUCAUAUAUUAGCAAUUUUAUCAGCAAUUCAUGAAUAUAUUUUAAACUACUGUAUACUUCCUGUGAUUGUUUUCUGUCCAC